AUGUCCUAUCGUGUCCUACCAGGAAGCAAGCUCAAGCUUCCAAUGUCCAGUGCAACCCCGACUAUGCUUCCUCCCCAUCUAGGACUGGCCGAGCUGUGCGUUUACGGUAGUCCUACCCCGAAAGAGAUCAACCAGAGGCCGAACUACAUCAAGGCAUUCUGGAGCGUCGUCAACUAG
Messenger RNA from Anthostomella pinea, 177 nucleotides. Lineage: Eukaryota; Fungi; Ascomycota; Sordariomycetes; Xylariales; Xylariaceae. The record is from the annotation of a GenBank genome assembly.